CCUAGAUGUAUAAUACUUUUUGUUACACUUCCAUCCGUAACAAAUAAACUAAAGCAGUGACAUAAACAUACAUUCCUAAUGCGGUUCAACAAGUUACCAUGUCUCCAGUACCUAUUGUUAAAAUGUUUACAAACAAUUAAACAAAUACAUAAAAUGGUAAUUACAUUAUAAAAUCUCCCUGCUUUUAUCAUUAAAUGUUAGAAAGUUUGGGAUAUAUUUAAUCCUGUGAAAUAAAGAAAACAGUAUACGACUUGAUGAGAAUCCUGACGCCUUCUUUCUUAACGUGAACAAGUUAUCACUUCAUUCUUAUAUAUCAAGCAUACGAGUGUUUAAGAAAAAGGAAAAUUUUACUUUUUUUAACUAUGAAUAUAAUUUUAGGAUGUUUUCUUUUGUUUGCAUGUGUGGACGGGCUUAAACGCUACUAUGCCUCGGAAUCAUGUGGUCACGUGCUGGGUCCCGACCAGCUCUCAGUAAUAUUAUUUGACGAGGACGUGGAUUAUGACAAGAAACAACCGUCAAACCAGCAAGAUCUUCAGCCACCAAUCGAGUUGAGAAACACAAUAUGGGAAUGUAUCAUAAUAGUUCGUGGGGUACCGUCAACAACAGAAGAGCGUUGGAUUGGAAUACAUUGGAGAGAAUUUCACGUUUGGGACCUGGCUAUAGGAACGGCAGGCGAGAGCAUUGAAGAAUGUGGUAAAACAUACAUCACUGUGUUUCAAGGUGCUGAUACGUCUGCAGUAAAUAACUGGACGCUAUGUGGCAAGGAUACAACACGACUGUUCUUUGAGUGGCCUGGCGAUUACGUCACGUUUUACAUCUACGCUGAUUUCCGGCGUAAUGAGUCGUACACAACACCAUCGACUACCACAACUACCACACAGGCAACAUGUGUGGAACCGGACUCAGUCAAUGCGGGUGACGUCACUCAAUUACCGAUUUGUACAACACCGAAAGGUAAAGGAAAGACUGACGGAACGACAACACCCCCUGACCUGGACACUUACCCAUACCCACAAGUGCAUUUUCGAGUAGACAUUACGUCGUUUGAUUUCGCAUGUAAUGAGACGAUAGAGGAGCAGACGUUAAAAUGUAACGACAGUGGACGAUGUCUCGACCAGAGCUUGGUAUGUGACUUUUUCUUCUCACAUAACUGUAAAUCAGAAGGUUUUCAUGACGAUAAAUCAGACCAAACGAAGGAUGGACCUGCUUUCUGUGGCACUAAAAAGACAACCACACCUAUCCCAACUACUACGACUGAGGAACCAGUGGAACCGUUUAACUGGGAACCAAUUGCCGCUGCAGUAGGCGCACUAUUGGCUGUCCUGGCGCUGUGCUGGUGUUGCUGGAGACCCGGAUAUAUACCGUGGAGAUUGUCUAGACUCCGUAAUAUUCCGUUCUUCAAUACACAGAAGUGUGUCUGCUGUCGACGUGGACCUACUCAGUGCUGUCCAUGUCUGAAAUGCUGCACAGGAGAUGGUACAGAAGACACAUAUUUUGCGGGGACAGUACAAGGUGUUGGCGGUGGAGGUGGUGGCAAGAAGAAGUUGUCCGUUAUUGGUGGGCGACCAUUUGGACAAAGCGGAUUAAACUUAAGUAAUGCGCCUCACAAAUUCGUUACACCAGGUAUGAACGCUGGGGGGAAAUACGCCGCACCGUCUGCUGGAUACGCCCCGUACGGAUCGGCUGUGAACGGAUAUGGACAAGAUCCUACUAACUUCGCCACAGAUUGGCUCAAAUUUAUUACAGGAGACGGUGCCCACCUGCGUGAACAACGUUAACGAAUAUAUUGGAAACUACACGUGAAACUCAUACAAAUACCGUUAGUCGAACAUUUUAAAAUGACGGGAUUGUCAAUAAAUUAUGUGUCACCAAUUAGCGACUGUUUUAUCAAACAAACAAAAAUCUCGUAAAAUUUUAUAUAAACAUGACAUCAUUUACCUUUCUAUUAAUAGCAAAACAUUAACAUUGACUUUAUAAUGAGUAAACAAUUUCUGUAUUUUAUUUUUUCUUUUUAUUUUAGAUUAGUCAUCAGAGCGUUUAGAGAAAUGUUAACAUUUUUUUACAUCGUAUAUCACAGGUUAUUUUGAUAUUUGACAUUCAUUAUUCAAAGAUAUACUAUGCACAUCUUUUGGUAAAAUAUUUUAAUCUUAGAAAUGUAUUGAAAUCCAUGAAAUUCUUACUAAAUAUGUUUAAUUUGAAUAAAAUAAUGAAUAAACUAUGUAUUGAAAGCUGCAUUCCCUAUUACAGGUCAAGUUAAGUUGGUCUUUUCUUUAAAAAAAAAACUGCCAGGUUUUUUAAUGACACUAUAUAUUCAUAUUGUGACCACCUAUAGUUUGUAGAGUUCAAAACAUAACAUAUCUACUUUAAAUGAAGUCGAAACAUGUUUAUUUUAUACACACAAAGAGACUGGGUAGCAAUUAUUAACAUUUUUAAAAAUCAAAUUUGAGCAUAGUAUAUCUUUAAUAUACAAAGGCUUUAAAUAGAUUAUAUUUAACAGA
Molecule: messenger RNA, 2498 nt
Organism: Ruditapes philippinarum (Manila clam)
Lineage: Eukaryota; Metazoa; Mollusca; Bivalvia; Venerida; Veneridae
Exons: 9
Coding region: 363-1778 (471 amino acids)
Source: RefSeq, a predicted model, not a curated record